Molecule: messenger RNA, 555 nt
Organism: Capsicum annuum
Lineage: Eukaryota; Viridiplantae; Streptophyta; Magnoliopsida; Solanales; Solanaceae
Exons: 2
Coding region: 1-555 (184 amino acids)
Source: RefSeq, a predicted model, not a curated record
AUGGUGAAGGAGGGCAUUGUUCUUAGUCACAAAAUUUAUGCAAAAGGGAUCGAAGUUGACAGGGCAAAAGUAGAAGUGAUAGAGAAAUUACUCCCUCCCAUCUCUGUAAAUAGUGUACGUAGUUUCUUAGGCCAUGCUGGAUUCUACCAUCGGUUUAUGAAGGACUUCUCCAAGAUCGCUAAUCCAUUAUGUAAAUUGUUGGAGAUGGAAGAUAGCUUUGUAUUUGAUGAGGAGUGCAUGAAGUCAUUUAAAUUCCUUAAAGAGAAGCUUGUUGCUGCUCCUAUUCUGGUUACUUUAGACUGGUCUAAACCUUUUGAAAUCAUGACUGAGAAAUACAGAAAGAAAGGAUUUCUACAGUUGUUAAAGAGCGAUGGGAAGACUGACAAACCAUCAAGGACACGACGAAUUUUCAGCGAAACCAUCAAAGCCAUAGUUAAAAAAUGGACAUUAUGGAUAAGGCUUGAUGGUCAAGUUGGUGGACGGUUGCUCUCCCGGCAGACCAUUACUUCCUACGUCACGCUGAGGCCAAAUUAUGAUGUUUUUAGAAUAAAAUAA